AUGCAGAUAUUACCUAUGCACUGGCCCGACUUUUGGCAGAAGCAGUCCGCCGCAGUCGAAGUUCAGCAGGGCAAGGCUAUUGCAGAUGCUGCUGCGUCAACAACUACCCUCCAACACUUUAUAUGGAGCGCUUUGCCGGACCCCGUUGCGGUGUCGGGAGGCCAGUUCCUCAAUGUACAUCACUGGAAGGGCAAGAGCUUGAUUACCGAGUAUAUCCAUACCAAGAAACCCGACUUGUGGGCGAAGACGACUACCAUCCUUUUCCCCAAUUACUUUGAGAACACUUUGACCAACCCCCACCGGCAUCUGUCCAUCAAGGACUCCAAGGGCACCUACACCCUCAAGUUCCCUCACAGCCCGCAGACGGUGAUGCCCCAUGUGGCUAUAGGUGAUACGGGCAAGCUAGUCCAUCUGGUCCUCGAAGCUGGCCCAACCUACUUCACAAAGACUAUCGCUUUCUGGGCUCAGGCGCCCUCUGAAGCCGACAAGCUAGCAGAAAUAGGCAGUUGUAUGAUUGCCCCUCCGGACAAAGCCUGCAACAAAGCCUCAAAGAUGAAACUAUUCCCACAUUGUGAAACUCAUAGAAUAAAGCUCCCCAGGGAUAUCCUUAGUGUUGUGAAACCUCGCCGUCUUUACCCCCUCCUUCGCCUGGGUGCAAUAGCUGCCCAAAGCAGUCUCUGACGAUAGAACCGUGACAGCACAGCACAAUACUUGAACUACAAACAGCAAUGAAGGGUUUGACUGAAGCGAGUACAAAUAAGUGUGAAAAAAGCAAGAAAAAAAAACAUACAACAGCUGGGAUUCGCUGGUGGUCACCCACCCAACUACUAACCAGCCGGCGUGUGGCUUAAGUACGGCUGAGCGGACGGGAAGCCCUGUUUUCCACACCCUAUGGUCGUAUGUUACAGAAUAUUUUGGAUAUUCAAUAGAUAUAUCACUAUGGAAUAAA
Molecule: messenger RNA, 949 nt
Organism: Talaromyces stipitatus ATCC 10500
Lineage: Eukaryota; Fungi; Ascomycota; Eurotiomycetes; Eurotiales; Trichocomaceae
Product: NmrA-like family protein
Exons: 2
Coding region: 1-681 (226 amino acids)
Source: RefSeq, a predicted model, not a curated record